AUGCCUGAUACCGCCUUGUGCGAGCUCACGAUAGCGGCCACCGAGUAUAAAGCGAAGCAACAAGUAUCAAUUUGUCGCUGUCACUCGGCGGCAGCGGGAGGGUUGACUCUGCUUAGUGUAUCAACUAUUUCGGCUCUUGCUAAUGUAGAUCCUGUAAUUGAUUGCCAUCGGGAGGCGAGCUUGUGUUAUGGAGUAGACUUGGAAUCUGAUUUUAACUAG
This is a messenger RNA of Arctia plantaginis, 219 nucleotides long. The record is from the annotation of a GenBank genome assembly. NCBI's taxonomy places the organism in Eukaryota, Metazoa, Arthropoda, Insecta, Lepidoptera, Erebidae.